CUAUGAGAAGGCGAGAUGGGGCGGUGUUUAGUUGGAACCAAUCCAGAGCCUAGGUCGGUCUGAUGGACAGGACGCUGCACCUCUCAGAGGACAGCAGUGGCACGUGGACAGCCGUGCCCAAUGGGAGAGCGCUAGGAGGCUUGAGGAGCAGCGAAAGGAGCCUACCGGAGCCCGGCCCAUCAUGGCGGCGCCCAGCGAGUAGGGACCCGGCCAUGUCCAGCCAGGGGGUCUGGCUGCGAGCCCGGGAGCGGCUGCGGCGUUUCCCCGAGCUGCUGGCGGGAUGUCGGGACCAGGCAAAGAAGACAAUGAAGUGAAGGCGUUGGUAAAAAUGCAGGGGGGACUGGAAUCUAGAUUUACAGUUCCUGGCUGGUGUCUGUCCAGCGGUAAUCAAGUAGUUCCAGGACAGAAGAAUCUGCAUAAUCUAGAAUUAGAUCAGAAGGAAAUGGGAGCCUAAUAAUGGAAUAAUCAACUCUCUUUCAUGCAAUGUCCCCGUCCCCCCCCAGCUGUUUCAAACAAUGCAUGUAAACAGAUGUUUGGAAUCUUUUUUUAAAUAAAACUCAAAUCUGA
Chelonia mydas (Green sea turtle) is the source of this 567-nucleotide messenger RNA. It is a transcript of the gene NDUFAF8, whose product is annotated as NADH:ubiquinone oxidoreductase complex assembly factor 8. The transcript has 2 exons. The coding region runs from base 63 to 314 and encodes 83 amino acids. Lineage: Eukaryota; Metazoa; Chordata; Testudines; Cheloniidae. Gene Ontology annotation, biological process: mitochondrial respiratory chain complex I assembly. The record is from RefSeq and is a predicted model, not a curated record. Gene Ontology annotation, cellular component: mitochondrion.